AGUAAGGCCCUAGCGCGCCCUCAUGGAAUCGCUCUUGCAGCACCUGGAUCGCAUCUCCGAGGUUCUGGCUGUCUCCCGCACACCCCAUGUUAGUAGUUGGGACGCUGUCGCCGUGCGUAGGGCCUUGCAGUGGGCUCGCUACAUGCGCCACGUCCACAGGCGCUUUGGUGGCCAUGUCCCCAUUCGCACGGCACUGGAGCGGCGGCUGCAAAACCGGUGGAAGCAGGAGGACGGCUCCGGGCCCGCUGCUGUCCCCGGGUUGAAGAGCUUCCGGGAUCUGGGGCGCUGCGACAUCCUACUGUCUCAACGCCUGCUGGACAACCGGGCCCUCGGGGGUGCCGCCUUUCAUUGCCUGCUGCAGCAGCUCUUUCCGGGCCCUAGCGUCCCGGACGCCGAAGAGGAGACGCCCCAGGGCCGCCUGGCCCUCCUUGCCCGCCGCCGGUCCGCAGUCCACCUGAUGCGCUUCAACGGUUUUGGAGAGAACUCGGCCGUUUGGAACGACUUACUGGUAAAGACUCAGGCGGAGCUGCUGCUGGAGCGUCUGCAGGAGGUGGGCAAGGCCCAAGCGGAGGGCCCCAGCAGGUUGCUCAGCAGCCUGUGGGAGCGCUUGCCUCGGAACAACUUCCUGGAGGUGAUAGCGGCCGCGCUCUUGCUGCCGUCGUCAUCCUCCCGGCCCCCCAAAGAGGAGUUGGAACUGAGCAGCUCCAGAACUCAGGGAGAGGGGGGUCACGAGCUGGUUCACUGGCUUCUGGGGAAGUCGGACGUCAUGGCUACUUUUUGUCGCAGCCUCUCAGCCGCGCUUUUAACUUCGGUGGCUGGCCGCCAUCCAGAGCUUUUUCGAGUCUAUCUGGGUCUGCUCACGGAGUGGGGUCGACAUCUGCACUACGAUCUUCAGAAAGGCAUUUGGGUUGGAGCUGAGGACCGAGAUGUGCCGUGGGAGGAGUUGUACAGCAGGUUUCAAAGCCUCUGUCAGGCCCCUUCACCUCUGAAAGACGAAGUUCUAACGGCUCUGGAGGCCUCUAAAGCACAAGAUGGAGAUUUUGAAGUCCCUGGUCUUAGCAUCUGGACAGACCUGUUGUUAGCUCUUGGGAGUGGUGCAUGAUGUUGCAUUGGGGAAAAUACAAGGUUUAGGUCUCAGCCCGGGUCCCAGAUUUCUCUGGACAACGUUUUGUUAUUGAUUACUUGAAUAUACGGUUUACAAAGUUAAAAUUCCAGUGUCCCACCAAAUCUAUAAUGUGUCCAAAAUAUUCUAGGUGCUAAUUUAUAGUAGGUGUAAUUAUAAUCCACAAUUAGAAAUAUGUAAAGUAACUGGCUUGUGGUGCCAUGGAUUUUUCUGGAUAGAGGAGGUGAUAUUGGAAGUAUCCUACUUAAAGCCAUGUAAUUAACAAUAGUUUGCUUUUUAGGAAUGCUGAAGAGAUACAUACUUUUCAAAUAAAAAAAAAACACUUUAAAUU
Molecule: messenger RNA, 1454 nt
Organism: Phyllostomus discolor (pale spear-nosed bat)
Lineage: Eukaryota; Metazoa; Chordata; Mammalia; Chiroptera; Phyllostomidae
Gene: FANCF
Product: FA complementation group F
Exons: 1
Coding region: 23-1102 (359 amino acids)
Biological process (GO): interstrand cross-link repair
Cellular component (GO): Fanconi anaemia nuclear complex
Source: RefSeq, a predicted model, not a curated record